Molecule: messenger RNA, 858 nt
Organism: Eurypyga helias (sunbittern)
Lineage: Eukaryota; Metazoa; Chordata; Aves; Eurypygiformes; Eurypygidae
Gene: SIRT4
Product: sirtuin 4
Exons: 3
Coding region: 79-858 (259 amino acids)
Molecular function (GO): NAD-dependent protein lysine deacetylase activity; NAD+ binding
Source: RefSeq, a predicted model, not a curated record
CCAGCUUGUCUUCCCCCGGAUCCUGUGGAAGUAGAGAAGCUGCAGCACUUUGUUUCUAACUCCAAGAGGCUGUUUGUAAUGACUGGAGCUGGAGUCUCGACUGAAUCAGGGAUCCCAGAUUACCGCUCUGAAGGUGUGGGGCUCUACACCAGGACAGACAGACGGCCCAUCCAGCACGCUGAGUUUGUGCGCAGCGCCAGUGCCCGGCAGCGGUACUGGGCAAGGAACUUUGUGGGCUGGCCUCAGUUCUCUUCCCACCAGCCAAACACAGCACACCUGGUACUAAGAGACUGGGAGAAGCUGGGGAAACUGCACUGGCUGGUGACCCAGAAUGUGGAUGCCCUUCACACCAAAGCCGGGAGCCAGCGCAUGACAGAAUUGCACGGCUGCACGCACAGGGUUUUCUGCCUGGCCUGUGGAGACCAGAUCUUGCGCUCUGAGCUUCAGGAACACUUUGAAGCUCUGAAUCCUACCUGGAAAGCUGAAGCGUUCGGUGUGGCUCCGGAUGGAGAUGUCUUCCUGACGGAUGAGCAGGUGUGCAAUUUCCACGUCCCAGCCUGCCAUAAAUGUGGUGGAAUCCUGAAGCCUGACGUGACAUUCUUUGGAGACACAGUGAGCCGGGAAAAAGUGAAUUUUGUGCAUCAACGCCUGGCAGAAUCAGACUCCGUGCUGGUGGCAGGAUCCUCCAUGCAGGUAUACUCUGCCUACAGGUUUGCUCUGGCUGCCCGGGAGAAGCAGCUGCCAAUUGCAAUCCUUAACAUUGGGCCCACAAGGUCAGAUCACUUUGCAUCCUUAAAACUGAAUUACCGCUGUGGAGAGCUGCUGCCUUUAAUUGUUGCACGUGACCCAACAAAUUGA